UGACCCGCGUGCCAAGCGAAAACACUCCAACCCCCGUUCACCUUAUAAUCUCGCGAGAAGUUAGCAUAAUCAUCUUCAAGCGGGGGCUGCGAUGUAAACGUUGCUAACUUAAAAAAAACCAAAAAAAAAACGUUAAAAAAAAAAUGAUAAAAUGCCUUCUUGCUGGCUUAUCAGCGAGGAGGGUUCCCAUAAACCAAUUCAGCUACCGCAUUUACAGGCGGUUGUCGUGGGGCGAGGCCCAGAAACGACUAUUAAAGACAAGAAAUGCUCCCGGCAGCAAGUUGAAAUGAAAGCUGAAUGCAACAAAGGUUAUGUCAAGGUUAAACAGCUGGGCUUGAACCCCACAUCAGUAGACUCUGUGGUGGUAGGGAAAGACAAUGAGGUCAGAAUAAAGCCUGGGCAGACGCUCCAUGUUGUGAAUCAGCUUUACCCAUACACCGUACAGUUCAAAGAAGAUCUCACUGGCCACCAUAGCAGCACCAAAAGACCAAGAGAGGAAACAUCGAAGGACAGCAACAGCCAGAGAAAUGUUCAGACUCUGAAAGCUGCAAAAAAGAACGGAAGUGGCUCUCCAUCAGUCAGUCUUGGAGAAAACACAAAAACAAAGGAAAAUGUUGGACAUUGGAGCCAAGGCCUGAAGACUUCAAUGCUAGAUCCUCAGAUGCAGGUUUACAAGGAUGAUAAGGUUGUUGUGAUUAUAGACAAAUACCCUAAAGCUCGCUACCACUGGUUAGUCCUUCCAUGGCAGUCGAUUCCCAGCCUAAAAGCUUUACGUACAGAGCACUAUGAUCUUCUGAAACACAUGCAGCAGGUUGCUGACCGCAUGAUCCAGCAAUGUCCAGAUUCAAGCACGUUGCGGUUCCGCUCAGGUUACCACGCUAUCCCAAGUAUGAGUCACAUUCACCUCCAUGUGAUCAGCCAGGACUUUGACUCUCCUUGUUUAAAGAACAAGAAGCACUGGAACUCUUUCACAACAGACUACUUCAUUGAUUCUCAUGAUGUCAUUCAGAUGCUUGAAGCAAGUGGAAAAGUCUCUGUUAAAGAAGGCACCAGCGAGUUGUUGAAACUACCUCUCUGCUGCCAUGUGUGCCACAAGGAGUUUCUCACUAUACCGUCUCUGAAGGAACACUUGAAAUCUCACUUUCCCAGACAGUAAUACGACCUUAAACAUAGAAGUAAAAACAAGUUUAAUUGUGUUUUUGCCUGCUUGAUAAAAAAAUUACAUUUAUAGCGAAUAUCAAACUUGUCACUUGUUUAUACAUCUUUUAAAAUAGCAACAUCAGUAUGUUUCUUGUCCAGAGAGCAUUUGUCGAUUCUAAGUCAAAUGUGGACCGACUCUAAAUAUUUUUUCGUUUGUACAUUUUCAGACAGGUUUGGUUGUUAAAUAUGAUGUAAUAAAAGUUUUCUAAAAACUAAA
Molecule: messenger RNA, 1417 nt
Organism: Girardinichthys multiradiatus
Lineage: Eukaryota; Metazoa; Chordata; Actinopteri; Cyprinodontiformes; Goodeidae
Gene: aptx
Product: aprataxin
Exons: 7
Coding region: 152-1156 (334 amino acids)
Biological process (GO): double-strand break repair; single strand break repair
Cellular component (GO): nucleus
Molecular function (GO): double-stranded RNA binding; single-strand break-containing DNA binding; DNA 5'-adenosine monophosphate hydrolase activity
Source: RefSeq, a predicted model, not a curated record